Fraxinus pennsylvanica is the source of this 4866-nucleotide messenger RNA. NCBI's taxonomy places the organism in Eukaryota, Viridiplantae, Streptophyta, Magnoliopsida, Lamiales, Oleaceae. The record is from the annotation of a GenBank genome assembly.
AUGGAGCCGGAAGGAGACAUCAACAGGAUCCUGAAUCAGAGCCCGCCGGAUGGCCUGAAGAGGCCCAAGCGUCAGAUGAAGACACCGUUUCAAUUGGAAACCCUUGAGAAAACUUAUGCUAUGGAGAUGUACCCAUCUGAGGCAACUCGAGCAGAACUAUCGGAAAAACUUGGUUUAUCAGACAGGCAAUUGCAGAUGUGGUUUUGCCACAGGAGGUUGAAGGAUAAAAAGGAGGCAACUGGUGUGUCAGCCAUGAAGCCAUGCACCCCUGCGUCAGUUCGGAGGAAGGGGUCGAUGGAGUCACCUAAAGAUGAAUUGAUGGUAGCUGAGAUUGGCAGAAAACAUGGCUCGGGGUCCGGCUCCAGAGGCUCGGGUUCAAGUUCCAGUGAGUUUGAUAAUGGAGAUGAUAUGCCAACCGUGCCAAUUAGAUAUCCUAGGUCCAUAAUGGAGCGAAGAGUGAUAACUUGCGUGGAGGGACAGUUGGGAGAGCCAUUACGUGAAGAUGGACCAAUUCUUGGGGUCGAGUUCGAUGAAGUGCCGCCUGGUGCAUUUGGUGCACCUUUAGUGCCAGCUGAGCUUCAGGACAGAUACAGGCAUUCUUACGAUGGCAACUUAUUUGAUCCAUAUGAUGUCAAGCAAAACAAAGAUGUAACCAGUGUUCUACGUGAACCACCUGAACCUAAGAUUAGGUCUGAUGCAUACGGACAUGUUGCCAAGUCUUACCUCUGUAAUUCCCCAGUUGAUGGUUCUACUGCAAAGAGUUUGUCACUCAUGCACGGAAAUGGGCGCCCACAUAGGGAAUAUGUUUUUGAAGGCCAGGUGUCAAGUGCUGACUUAUCGUCUCAAUCGGGCAGGCAGAGGCAGCCCUCCUCACCUCCAAGGUAUGGUGACUUUAUUCCACACGAUGAAGAUACUUCACUGAUGGAGCGAAAACGGAAGAUUGAUGAAGCUAGAAGUGGAAGUGAAGUUCAGGUCCAUGAAAAGAAGAUUAGGAAAGAACUUGAGAAGCAAGAUCUUUUAAGACGAAAGAGGGAAGAGCAAAUGAAGAAAGAAAUGGAGAAGCAAGACCGCGAAAGAAGGAAGGAAGAAAAGAAGAUGAUGCGAGAACAACUAAGGCAAGAGGAAAGAUUUCAGCGUGAGGAACAGCGCGAGAUGGAAAGAAGGGAGAAAUUCAUGCAAAAGGAGCUUUUGCAGGCAGAGAGGAGGAAACAGAAAGAAGAGCGGCAAAGAGAGAAGGAAGCAGCAAGACAGAAAGCUGCAGUGGAAAGAGCAAUGGCACGAAGAAUUGCUAAGGAGUACAUGGAGCUAAUAGAAGAUGAGCGUCUGGAACUAAUGGAAUUGGCUACUUCAAGCAAAGGAUUACCUUCAAUUCUCUCUCUCGAUUAUGAUACCCUGCAAAAUCUUGAGUCAUUCCGAGAUGCUUUGAGUGAAUUCCCACCGAAUUCUGUGAGAUUGGAAAAGCCAUUUGCUAUUCGACCUUGGAUUGAUUCAGAUGAGAAUGUUGGGAACUUGCUCAUGGUUUGGAGAUUCUGCUUUGUAUUUGCUGAUGUUCUUGGGCUUUGGCCUUUUACCCUAGAUGAAUUUGUCCAAGCUUUCCAUGACUAUGAUUCAAGAUUGCUUGGUGAGGUACACAUUGCUCUUCUCAAACUCAUUGUAAAAGAUAUAGAAGAUGUUGCGAGAACCCCUUCUGGUGGGCCUGGAACAAAUCAAUAUACUUCUGUUAAUCUUGAAGGUGGACAUCCUCAGAUAGUUGAAGGGGCAUAUCUAUGGGGUUUUGACAUAUGCAACUGGCAGAAGCACUUAAAUCCAUUAACAUGGCCAGAAAUAUUGCGGCAAUUCGCACUCUCUGCUGGAUUUGGCCCACAUUUGAUGAGAAAGAGUGUUGAAAGAGUGUGUAUACGUGAUAAAGCUGAGAAUAAAGGUUGUGAAGAUGUAGUAUCUACCCUACGAAAUGGUUUAGCUGCUGAGAAUGCUGUUGCAAUUAUGCAAGAAAAAUGUGCCCUUCAACGCAGAACAAGGCAUCGGCUGACACCAGGAACUGUGAAAUUUGCUGCUUAUCAUGUUCUUGCUCUUGAAGGAAGCAAGGGACUGAAUGUUAUAGAGCUGGCAGAAAAGAUUCAGAAAUCUGGGCUCCGUGACCUGACAACAAGCAAGACACCAGAGGCUUCUAUUUCUGUUGCUUUGUCUAGAGAUCCGAUACUUUUUGAAAGAAUAGCUCCUUCAACGUAUUGCGUACGUCCUGCUUUCAGAAAGGAUCCCGCUGAUGCUGAAUCAAUACUUGCCACAGCCAGGGAGAAGAUACAGAAAUAUGCAAAUGGUUUUUUAGCUGGCCAGAAUGCUGAUGACGAAGAAAGGGAUGAUGAUUCUGCCAGUGAUGUGGCGGAGGGUUCAGAAGUUAUUGGUUUAGCAACUCCAUCUGAUGCGAAGAAAACAAGGGAGUCUUCCAAUGAAGUUGGUGCAUCAGUGAAUGGCCCUGAUGGAACUGUUCUUCACAAUGACAAUGGUAUUGGGGCAGUUUAUCGUGACCAAGAAGGUCUAGAGAUUGAUGAAAGCAGAUCGGGUGAACCCUGGGUUCAAGGACUUACUGAAGGAGAAUAUUCUGAUCUAUCUGUUGAGGAGCGUCUCAAUGCCCUUGUUGCCUUAAUUGGGGUUGCAAAUGAAGGGAAUUCUAUCCGUCUAAUUCUUGAGGAUCGGUUGGAUGCAGCAAAUGCUCUAAAAAAGCAAAUGUGGGCAGAAGCUCAACUAGAGAAGAGGCGUAUGAGAGAAGAGACGAUAACAAAGUUCAAUGGUACUUCUUUUAAUGGUGAUGCAGAAAGUGUUCAAAGCUCUGUUACAGAAAAUAAAAUGUGCAACGCAUCUCUAACAACCGUAGGGAAAGCUCAAUCUUCCUUUGCAGCAGAUGAUGUUCAUAAUUCCACUGAUAAUCCAGCACAAGGUACCUCUACGAGUCAGUUACCCUACCACCCAAUCCAGCAGAAUGGAUGUAUGACAGAAAGGUCACGCUUGCAGUUGAAAUCUUAUAUUGGCCACAGAGCUGAAGAAGUUUAUGUAUACAGGUCCCUGCCUCUUGGUCAAGAUAGAAGGCACAAUCGUUACUGGCAAUUUGUUGCCUCUUCUAGCCAGGACCCUGGUUCUGGCAGAAUCUUUGUUGAAUCACCUGAUGGCAAUUGGAUGCUAAUUGAUUCAGAAGAGGCAUUUGAUACUCUUUUGACAUCCUUGGAUAUGCGUGGGACUAGGGAAUCACAUUUGUGUAUAAUGUUGCAGAAGUCUUUGGUUUCAUUUAGGUCAUGUGUCCAUAUCCUAGACCGAAGUAGAAACAGACGACGAAAUGAAGUUGCUGAUGUUCAUUCUAUCUAUGGUCAUGGCGCUGGUGCUGAGAAUUCUGGCUCCAUUUGCAACACAAAUGCUGAUACAAGGGAGCCGUCCUAUUCUUUUAAAAUUGAUCUUGGGAGGACUGAAACAGAGAAAAAGAACGCUUUGAAGAGAGAUGAAGAUUUUCAAAUUUGGAUGUGGAAAGAGUGCUUCAACUCAUCAAUUUUACAUGCCUUGGCUUAUGGGAAGAAAAGAUGCUCACCUAUAUUGGGAGUUUGUGAUCUCUGCUUUGAUACUUACCAGUUCAAAGAGGAUCUCUGCACUUCUUGCCAUAAAAAAUUCGGCAAAGCUGAUAUUAAUCAGGAAGAAAAAGUAAAAGUUGGGAAAUUUGGUUUGAUAUUGUUGAACUCGUCGCUCCCGCUGCGGAUCAGAUUGAUCAAGGCCCUGUUAAGUUUCUUUGAGGUUUCUGUUCCAUCUGAGGCUCUGCAAUCUUCUUGGACGGAAGACUGUAGGAAUACUUGGGGCUUAAAACUGUUGAAUUCUUCAUCCACCGAGGAUCUUCUACAGUUUCUAACUCAGAUUGAGGCUGCCAUAAAACGUGAUUAUCUGUCAGCAGAUUUUGAGACAACAGAAGAGCUGUUGCGCUACUGUGCCUCAUCAAUAGGUGCUUAUUAUGAAUUUGCCCAUCCUGGAUCCAUUCCCCAACUUCCUUGGAUUCCAAAAACUACCGCUUCUGUGGCUAUGAAGCUUUUGGAGUUGGAUGCCUCUAUUUCCUAUGUUAAACAGAAAAAGGCUGAACCUCACGAUGCAGAGAAAGUGGAGCCUCUUCCAAAGUUGAAGUAUGCUAACACAAAGGAUAUCCAAAUAGCUGAAACAUCAGAAUUUGAUCAACAUGGACCUAAAAAACAGGAAAACUGGGAUCGUCUGCGUCGUACUAGUGGCAGCUCAGGGUAUAGGCAGAUGGUUCGUAGACGGGGAAGUGGUUGGACACAUGGAAAGUCUCGGAAAAGAACUGCUGGUUCAACAGUAGAAUCUGGCAGGCAUAUUAUGAGACAAGGUGAGACGUUGACUCAGGUGCUUAUGCAGCAGGGGGAGAGAAUUCAUGGACAGAUGCAGAUACGGGGUCCACGAACUCUUAGAAAGAGGAGAACAGAGAAAAAGGUUUUUGCAGGGACAUUCUCAGAUUACUUGCAUGACAAGGAUGCCCUUAAGAAUGUUGUGGGAAAACCAGCGGUGACUUUGAAUACUGCAAAUAUUGAAGGCGAAAAUGAUGGCAGUAGCAACAGCAUGGAAGCAGAUGAUUUUGCUGAUAGUGCCAAUGGAAGCCAUUAUGAGUUCGAGAAAUGGGGAGCAGGUUAUGACGUUUCCCCAUACGGAGAUAAUAUGAUGGUGGAAAGGAGCGACGAGGAUGCAAAUGAAAUUAAUGAAAAUAAUGGUUAUGAUGAGGAGGGUGCUGAAAACAUGGAGGAGGAUUUGGCGAUGAAUGCUUAUGAUUCUGAAAGGAGUAGCUAUGAUGGCUCGGAUUCUCAAAUCUCUGGAGAUUAUAGUGACUGA